Labeo rohita (rohu) is the source of this 8448-nucleotide messenger RNA. It is a transcript of the gene usp43a, whose product is annotated as ubiquitin specific peptidase 43a. The record is from RefSeq and is a predicted model, not a curated record. Gene Ontology annotation, molecular function: cysteine-type deubiquitinase activity. Lineage: Eukaryota; Metazoa; Chordata; Actinopteri; Cypriniformes; Cyprinidae. The transcript is spliced from 15 exons. Bases 393 to 3866 code for a protein of 1157 amino acids. Gene Ontology annotation, biological process: protein deubiquitination.
CGCAUAUACUCCAACCAGAAGCUAGAGCAAGAGAGAGCGGGCGAAAAACAGCCAGUAAUGGUCAUCCACACACAAGCACGCAUGUAGGUGUGGUGUAAAGAACAAGAGUUGUGUCUGAAGCAUGGAGUUAAGCCUAGUGUAAUUCCAGGUGCGUAUUUGAGCGUCAUGGAUAAAGCGAAAGUAGCGCAGCUGAGAUCAGCGAUAGGGAAUGUCGGGGACUCGUUAGUCAUCGUGAGCCUCGGCGCCGAAACCGGUGCCUUUACAGUCUGUUCUUCGUCGUCGUGAUGGUUUAGUAAUGUAGAUUUUCGAGAAGCACAGGUGUCUUCACACCUUCGCACUUGUUUCUCUUUCUGACUUCCACUGAUCGGUUUGGGUGAAACAACAGACUAAACAUGGAUACGCCGAGGGAAACCAGGAAACAAACAAUCAAAGCCAAAUCAACCACGCGCAAGAAUAAGACACACAAAUCCCAGAAGCUGUUCCGAAGGAGAUCGCUAAAAUCCCUUGGAAAUUUUAUGAGCAGGAUUAUCAAAACUUUGGGCACUUUGGCACACUUGGGGGACGCGGACCAGCCGGACGCGGCGGAGGAGGAUGAUGGUGGCUUUGGAGACACUCUGAGCGCCCACAACUUGAAUUACAGAGAGAGCUCGGUGAGGAAAACCGCUGCACCCUCAUCUAGUUAUGGAUCUGUCAAAGACAGACUGUCCUGGUGCUACGGCGAGAAAACUCCGGGAGUUCAGGGUUUGAAGAACCACGGAAACACCUGUUUCAUGAACGCCGUGGUGCAGUGCUUGAGUAACACGGAACUUCUGGCGGAGUAUUUGGGUCUGGAGCAGUAUAAAUGUGAAUUAAAUGAGCGGAGGAUCAACGGGAUGAUGAAGAGUGAGGAGGUCAAGGGGGAGGUGACGGAGAAGCUGGCAUCGCUAGUGAGGGCGCUCUGGACGCUCGAUUACACGCCUCAGCUGUCAGUGGAAUUUAAGAGUGUUGUGUCCAAGUAUGGCUCUCAGUUCAAGGGGAAUGCUCAACAUGACGCUUUGGAGUUCCUGUUGUGGCUUCUGGACUGUGUGCAUGAAGAUGCCAGCCUCUCCAUCAACAACAACCACAGCAACAAAGCCAAGCCAUCCAGCAAGGGUCCUGUGGGAUUGGAGGAGAGUUCAUGCCCUGGGCCAGCAAACUCACAACAGCCUGGAACUCGACACAGUUUCGUACAGGAGCACUUCCAAGCUCAGUACAGGUCAUCAUUGACGUGCCCUCAUUGCCUUAAACAGAGCAACACCUUUGACCCUUUCCUGUGUAUUUCACUCCCAAUCCCACUGCGACAGACCAGGGCCCUGAAUGUGAUUCUGGUGUUCACCAAUGAAGGUAAACGGUUUCUGAGAGUAGGGUUGGCUGUGCCUCUCUUUGGGUCUAUCUCAACACUCAGGGCCAUGGUAGCAGAGGAGGGCAAGAUCUCUCCAGACCAGGUGAUUUUGACAGAGAUGAACUCAAAUGGGUUCCAGCGCUCUUUCUCUGAUGAAGAUGAUAUAACGAGUAUCUCCGAGAGUGAUGUCAUCUAUGCCUUCCAGGCUCCACCCCUCUUCACCAGAGGAGGCUCCAUGCGAUUCUCAGGGUUCCAUCACUCCCUCCCUUCCUCGCCAUACACAGCAGAGCCUGAAGGUCACAGGUUACCACCCUCAGGGACGUUAUCGUCAGAAUUCUUAAAUCAGGGUGGUUCUUCAAAGAUCCUCCUGCUAAUCUGCAAUGUUGCUGGUUCUGGCCAACAAACUACAAGGUUUGGGCCUCCAUUGAUGAUGAGAGUAGAAAGGACUCUUUCUUGGGAUCAUCUGCAACAGAGUGUCUGCAAUAAGCUUUACUUAUUUCAAAAAAAUACAAUCAUAAAGACUACUGAACUGUUUAGGAUUCGAGUGGUGGGUGGAUCGGCUUCCUGCAGUUACCUGUCUCCCCACGACAGCAGACCUCUGUGUCACCCAACCGUGGACAGGGCCCUGAAAUUAUGCGGUCCUGGUGGUCCUCUGCAUGUGAAGCUUGUGAUUGAGUGGGAAAAUAGAAUCAAAGAGUGUCUCUUUGGUAACAUUCAAGAGGAAGUUAUUGAGGAUGCAGAGAGUGUGCGAAUCCAGCAGCAGAAUCAUGUACAGCAGCACAACUGCACGCUGGAUGAGUGUUUUCAGCUCUACACCAAAGAGGAGCAGCUGGCACCAGAUGAUGCAUGGAAGUGCCCUCACUGUAAGCAGAUGCAGCAGGGGAUGGUGAAGAUGAGCUUAUGGACCCUGCCUGACAUCCUCAUCCUGCACCUCAAGCGUUUUCGGCAGGUGGGCAAACGGCGGAACAAGCUCUCCACUCUCAUUCGCUUUCCUGUAAGCGGUCUGGAUAUGACUCCCCAUGUGGUGAAACGCAGUCAGAGCAUGAAGAAUCUGACUCCGUGGCCUUCAACUUGGAAACAUGGAGAUACUGACUUCCUAUACGACCUGUAUGCAGUCUGUAACCACCAUGGAGGCAUGCAUGGAGGCCAUUACACAGCCUAUUGUAGGAACUCGGUGGAUGGCCACUGGUACAGUUAUGAUGACAGCAGUGUGGAGGUUGUGCCCGAGGAGGAACUGUGCACACGAGGGGCAUAUAUCCUGUUCUACCAGAGAAGAAAUGUCAUCCCACCCUGGUCCGCCAACAGCUCGGUCAGAGGUUCCACCAGCUCCUCAAUGUCUGAUCACUGGCUGAUUCGUUUGAAUGGUGACAGUAAAAGAGGAAGCAUGGUAUCACGGUCUUCCACAAUAUGCCCUUCUUCCAUCCCAGACUCCCCAGAAUCUCCCGUCUUUCUAAAUGAACCCUCAGUGGAAGAGAGAGUUUCUUUAGGUGGGUUUGAAAGCAGACCUUUCGUGCGAGGAAUCCAAGGCCGUAGCGUAAGCAUGAAAAGUCCCACCAAGACCAGGGUGCUCCCACUGCGAUGGUCCUUUGGAAACAAAGACCGCCGCAAACCUGCGCAAGCUCCCGGCCAGGCUCCUGCAGAGCUGGUUGAGUACUUGGAGUCUGGCAGAAGGCCAAGAUGCACCAAAGACCCCAUCGUUGCCCUAAUGACUCGACCUUCGGAUAAAGAAGAUGAUACGAAAAAACCCACAGCCAAAUCUUCAAGCCACAGCAGCCUCGGACCUUCAGAGCAUCUCAAAACACUGCAGGGUCAAGAAAGGAGUAGCUCAGAGAAAGCAACGGGCCAAAAACCCAGCGCCAACAGUAGACCAAAAGAAGAUGGAACUUUGACCAGACGGAGCAGCAGGAAAUCAAAACAGGAGUCCAGAAAAAGCUCCAGCGCAGGGAUCCAAUCCAGUCCCAGCGGUCCAAGCGGGUGGGAAACAACACAGAGGGAUGAUCCAGGUGAGGAGCAAGACCAACUGGAGGAGAAACAGAGAAAAGGACAGGAGAUAAAACGUCACGAUAGUGUCUUUGCUUUUCUUAAAGGCGGUUUCAUCAAAAAAGACUCGCUUCGGAGAUCUCGAGACAGUGAAUCUGUGAAAAGGGGUGAUGAUGGGGUUAAGAGCCCAUCUGGAGUUCCUCUCUCCAAUGGGACACAAAACAGAACUUCCGAAGGUAAAGCUAAUAGCACUAAUCAAGUUCGUAGCAGACCCGGUGGCGAAGUUGCAAAUGGCAAGGUGAGUCGUGGGUCAUCAGACAUCAAGCGCUCACAAAGUUCUUCCAAUAUUCAAAGCAAGGCUGAUCUAGGCUUAAGAAGAACGGCGUCUUUACACAGGAACGGCACAACGGCGGCCCAGCCACAGAGCGUUCCUAUGGACAGGGGCUCUCAGAACACCCUACAACGCACGCGCUACAGCACAAACUCACUGGGCAGAAAGAAGCCAGUGCCUGAAUCAAGCUUCUGAGACUUCACUACACCCAAAUAUCACAACAGUGUAGCAAAUAUCUGUAAGAACUAUGGUAAGAAACAUAGGUUUGAAAUGAUGGCAGCACACUAUGAAGUUCCACAUACGUUUGGAACUAGUGGAUGAUAUUUUUGUUCACUUUUCUCUGCUUAUAUGAAGUGCCUCUGAACCAGAGCUAUUGUUUAGAUCGUCAGAUUGUGUUUUGGCACUGGAAGUACAUUACACACUGGCCUCUGCACCACGAUUUUGAACUGAAAAAAUGAUUUGCCUCGGAUUUGAUUUGUACGUGCCACUACAUAGAUUUAUCUCCUGUUAUACAUGAAGGGAAUUGCUAUAUUUAACUUUUCAGUUUUAUCUUUUAUGAUUCUGCAGAUUGUACUGACUGGCUGCUAACCUCUCAUGGGUUUUCAUGACAUUUAACAAAGAUGUCAGUUCUUGCACUUUCAGUGAAUUUAUAGCACCACUGUCUGAUAUAAUCGUGCCCUCAGACCAAAACAUAAAGCUUUUUCAUUUUUGCUUGUUUUGCAGUAUGAAUUAAGAAUUACUAUUAUGAAUUGCAAAUUUGUAUUAUAAAAUUUAUUUUUAAAAAGUAUGUAAUGAAACUGAAUCUAAAAUGGGUGCAAUAUUAGACAGAACACCUUGUGUCACUUCUGAAAAGCACAAUCACAAUAACCUCACUUUAUCACCAGUGGUUUAAUCCAUAACUUAACCACCUAAACCUAGUUUGAAUGAAGUAACAAGAAAGGAUAGUACACCAAAAAAAAUGAAAAUUGUCAAUGUUUACUCACCAUCAUGUUUUUUCAUCAGUAGACCACAAAAGGAGAUGUUAAUCAGGAUGUUCAUUCUGCUCUUUUCUAUUCAAAGAAAGUGAAUGGUAACCAGGAACUGUAAAGCUCUAAAAUGACGACAAACACCGUUAACCAUCUGAAGCCUGUGUCUUAUUUGAUACAUACAUUUUAACUAGGGCUUCUAAAUUAUUAGCAAAUUCUAAUUCAUUACUAAAAACCUGUUCUACAUGUCUGACACAAUCUUUUUAAUGUCUUUACCCCUUUGAUUGAUAGUAGGGUACAACAGGGCUAAAGGCACACUCUAAGAAAAAAUAUGAUUUUCACUGCACACAAAAUGUAUGAUUGGAGGAAAAUAUAUACGUUUGUAUUGAAUGUUUAUGAAGCAACAGAUUUUGUGUGAAAAUAAAUCAAACAAGUUGUUCAUUUUGUUUAAAAAUCUUAUAAAGGUGGCAAAGGGGGCCUUUUACACUUUUUCCUUUUGCUGGUGAUCAUUUUACGUUACUGGGGUAAAAGCCACGCCUUAUUGACACAAAUACUUUUUUUUCCAAUAAUGUCCAAGUUAAUACUUGUUUAAAACAAUCACUUUAGCAAAGGUUGUACUAUUCUCUGCUUAUUUUGAUAUAUAAAAGUAUUCAUUUUUGUUCAAUAAAUAUACUGUUAAUGUUAAUAUAAAACUUAUUUUAAAAUACAGAAACAAAAUAAUUUUAAAAUGUAAAGAUUCUGAAAGCAUUGAAGAAGAUCCCAUAGUAAUUGAAUAUAGUAGUAUAGUAGUGACAGCAAAUUAUAUUUAAUUACAUGAUAUGAUUAAUAGCAUGUUUUUAAAUAUGAUGGUUUCAUUUUAAACACAGAGAUUAUCUCUAAGAUGGGCACCCAACAUAAUAUAUGAUAUUAACCAUCUGAAUCUAACAAUGUCAUGUCAACAAAUGGAAAAGUCAGCCUUUUAUUAAUUAUCAUGUUACUUCUUGUGCCUUUUAGCCCCAACAGGGGCACUUUUUACCCCAAAUACCAUACUUUUACAUAUUCUUUCAUUAUUUAAGAAUUUUAGCAAUUCUUAUUUGCUACUUAAAUCUACAACGUUUUUAAAAACAUCAAAUAUUAGAUAAAGUAAGCACAGAAUCGACUUUUGUAUGUGUAAAUUUGUAUGUGUGUCUUGAAAAGUGGAUGUUUUGGAAAGUGCUACGUCAUGUUUUUCUGCCUUCUAGUGGUUUAGACGAAAAUAAUAUCAAAGGCCCCUUUUACCCCAGGGCGCUUUUGGCCCCGUUGUACCCUACAUGUUGUUGUUGUUUUUUUUUUGUUUUUUUUUGUUUUUUUUUCAAAGACAAAUUUUAGUGUAAUUGUAAAAAUGUCCACCUUCAGGUUGUGGUGGACAGGUGAAAUCUGUGAAAUCUUGAUUCUUAUUAACUUUUGUAGUGAUAUAAAAAUGUAAAGUUUUAGAAAGUUUAGACAGACAUCCACAAAAUUACUAGUGAAUAAUGGUAGACAUACAUUUCAGCCUUUUUUCUUACACAAAGUUAUCAUAUGGCUUCAGAACACUUGAAAUACUAUGUAAUAUGGACUGCUUUUUACUGUGCUGUUUGAUAUAUUUGAAGCUUGACACCUUCUCAUCACUGACUUUUAUUGUAUGAAAAAGAAUUGUGUGACUAUUCUGCUGAACAUCUCCUUUAGUGUUCCAAAAGUAAAAAAGGAAGAAGGAAAGAAAAACAUUCAGGUUUGAGACAGCAAUGUUCAUUUAUUAAUUUGUAGGAAAAUAUUAAUUUAAUCCAUCUCAUCUGAAAUGUUUCUCAUUCUAGCAAUACCAGUGAAUGAAGAAUAAAGUAAAGCCUCAAUGUAACCAGUAAAGUGACCUUAAAGAACAGACAUCCAUGACACAGUUUGAAUUUGUGUUUGGCUCUAAUUGCUUGGAACAACAGUCAGAAUAUGUCAUAUUGUCUCCUUCCUAUUUGGACUAAUUGGGUCCAUAUGUCCAUUAAUCUGACGACUAAGACAAGACAAACAGUCAUAAUUAUGUAUCCUUCUCCAGAAGCAUUUAAAUAAUCUGAAUGCAGCUCAUUAAACAUACUAUAUGCACUGCAAAGCUCAUUCUUUUGCAAAAUAUUACAUUUUAGCAUUACACAUUAUCGAUUUUAGUGUGAUUGUGAGUGAAUUCAAACUCAAAUUUUAAACUGUACCACACAUUUGUGUUUUAAACUAAUCAUAGACCAAUCAGUAAGUCUCCUAUUAAUGCACAUGAUGUAGAAUAUUCACUAGCUCCUCAAAUGUAAAAUACUAUUUGUUUAUCUCUUUGCAGUCUAUCUGAAUUUCUUCCAACAUAGGCUCAUUGGAAAAACGUGCCUCUACCUCCAUUUUUGCAAAACUCCAAAAACACACAUACUAUUCACAACAGUUUCCAUCUGAAAUUAACACUAGUGGCGUAAAGACUUAUUUUUGUGCAGAUCCUUGCAGAAUAUUAUGUCAUGACCUCAGAACGCUUUUACCAUAGUGCAUGAUUUGUAACCUAAUACAUAGUGUUUGCAUCACUUGAUCAGCUCCAUAUGUUGUGCUCUAUCUUAUGUAGUAAACUUGCUCUGUAACGCACCCGGUACAGCAUUGCAAAUGUGAUGCAUUUAUGCAGAAAUGCUGCUAAAAAGUCACAAUAAAAGUGCUGAAAUACUUAGAUGCAAGUUAAAAUUAUAUGGCAAACGCAUCUUUAUUUCAUGAUUUUAACAAUUUAUUGUGUGUGUUAUUGCAUGUCGGACACAGAGCAUUCAGAUUUAGCGCCACAGACUGCAUUUAUGAACUGUAAUGAUUUGUACAACAACCAUUGUAAUGAAACAUUGCCAGAUUCACAUCCACCUGUUUUGAGGAGGAUAAAACAUUAGCUGGAAUGCUGCCACAGGCACGUUUUUCCAGUGUACCUGGAUACUGUAUGCAGUAAAGUUUGAAUUGCACUGUAGAAUAGGGUUUAAUAAUUGUGGUAAAUUUACUAAGCAAAGAUAUGAAAUGAAGGUUUGUUUGUGUCAGUGCUCAAACACUUUCUGCCUUGAUGUUCGGAACAAAAGACAUCACUGUCAAAAGAUAAAAAAGUACACUUUUAUAUUACAUUUGUUUUGACCAUUACUGUGCUGUAGAAGUUGUUAUACCGUCAUACCAGAGAAGAGAUGAAUCACAGUUUUUAAGUUUUCAGGAUAAAUGGGAAAAAAAGAAGGAAAACAUUUUUCUCUUUUCAGCUUCGUUGAAAUCUGUGUACAAAACCCACCAAAGGGUUUUGCCUUUUUCUGUCAACAUCUAAUCAUCCCUGUUAUUCUGUUGACUAUGUCAAAGGGGUUAUGCAAAAAGCAGCAAUUACACAGCAUGUAACAGGAUUUGUGUAGACACAAAGGUCUGCUUCCCAAGGGCAUUUCUUUUUUCCCACUUUCAUGCUUCCAAAAUAAUCCUACUUUUCACUAUGCUUGAAAUAAUGAACACUUGUACUGACAAGACAAUGAAUGAAGGAAUCUUACCCUGAAAUCUUCUUUUUUAGUUGGUUUUUGAGAUGUUUUAUAUGCAACUUUUUAUAAACAUUUUGUAAUGUCUUUGUGUGUGUGUGUGUGUGUGUGUGUGUGUGUGUGUGUGUGUAUUAUACAAAAAAAUCAGUGGAUAAUAUAUCUGGGAACAGUAUAUAUGUAAGGAUAGAUUAUAUGUACAAUUCAAAUUAUCACUGGAUUAUUGCACAAGGGUACAUGUUCUGCUGUCAAGAUGACUAUAUACAGGUUUAUGUGAACCUGUGUCUACAAUAACAAUAAACUGAUAUAUUUUUGUAUGAUUUCUGAAAUUAA